CCUGCUUUCAGUUCAGUCAUGAGUUUCCAGUAAGAAGAGGCGUGUGAUGUGAAAUGAACAUCGUUGUACUUUUCUACAUCAUCUUGAAGGAUUAAUUUUACCAUAACCGUCCGAUUUAAACUCUAUUGAUGGAUUUCCACUCUAAACUUUUUGUCAAGUUCGGUCUAUUAUUUAUAAGAACUGGAUAAGAAAACCUGCGCACGUUACUACUCUUAUGGGAACGGACUUUUAGUGAGAAAAACACCAGGAACCAGCAGAAAUGGCAGGAAUAAACAGCUCAAACAUGAAAACUCUGGAGGAUUUGACUCUGGACUCUGGCUAUGGAGCAGGGGACUCGUGUAAAUCCUUAAGCCUGUCGUCCUCCAAGUCAAACUCGCAGGCGUUCAUGAACACCCCUCACCGGGGGAACUGGUGGUACUACUCCGGCUCCAUGAACAGCAGGAACAACAGCUGGGAUACAGUCAACACGGUGCUUCCAGAGGAUCCAGAGGACAUUUUCUCCAAGUUCCCACGCUUACCGGAGCUGGAGGAGUUCCCGUGGAUGGAGGAGGACGUGGGGAGGGUCGUGCGUAAAGGCGCGGGGAAGGGCGCCUCGCUCUCCGCGGAGGCUGUGCGCAGACUGGCCGCCCUGAUGCGCAGGGCGCUGAUCCGCAUCUCCAGAGAGGCGCAGCGGCUCAGUGUCAUGCACUGCAGAUGCACCAGGUUCGAGGUCCAGAGCGCGAUCCGUCUGGUGCUCAGCUGGGCGCUGGCGGAUCACUGCGUCUCGGCCACUGUGAAGGCCAUAUCUAUGUACAACAGUUUCAAAUAUGUACUACAGAGUCUGAAUAGGCCUACAGAUCCAUAA
Sinocyclocheilus anshuiensis is the source of this 844-nucleotide messenger RNA. RefSeq names its product ankyrin repeat and BTB/POZ domain-containing protein 2-like. The coding region runs from base 260 to 844 and encodes 194 amino acids. The record is from RefSeq and is a predicted model, not a curated record. The transcript is spliced from 2 exons. Gene Ontology annotation, molecular function: protein heterodimerization activity. NCBI's taxonomy places the organism in Eukaryota, Metazoa, Chordata, Actinopteri, Cypriniformes, Cyprinidae.